CUAGUGAACUCGUCAAGAUGUUAAUGAAAAUAACACUGUGUCUUAGCUUUAUAGUGUAUGUUACUUCAGAAGCAGUAAAUUAUGAUAAUUACUGUUUAUACAAGCUGCACCCAGAGAGUGAUGAUCAUUUGGAUUAUUUAAAUGAAUUGAACAGUGAAGAUGGGGUUGAUUUUUGGAAAUUGCCGACGAGAGCUGGUGAUUAUGCAAGUAUGGUUUUGUCACCAGAAAAACGAGACAAAGUAGAACAUUCCCUAAAGAAACGCAGUCUUGCAUAUUAUGUGAUGAUGGAAAAUAUUCAACAAGCUUUCGAUGAUCAGAUAAUGAGCAGAAGGAAACGCGAUGCAGGUGAACUGUAUUGGACAAACUAUCAGACUCUUGACGAUAUAAACGAGUGGUUCCAUCACUUAGCCAGAACUCACAGUGACAUUGUUAGUAUUAUAAAUCUCGGAAAAUCUCAUGAAGGCAGAGAUAUCAUCGGUGUAAAAAUAUCAAGAGGGACAAGCGGUCGAGCAAUUUUCAUAAAUGGUGGUCAAAUCGCAGCAGAUUGGUUGUCACCAACUGUCGUCACGUACCUAGUCAACCAAUUGGUAUUAGGAGAAGAUCCUGAAGCAUUAGCUGCUUCUAGAGAUUUUGAGUGGCACAUAUUCCCAGUUAUAAAUCCAGAUGGCUACGAAUUUACGCAGAACGCUGAAAGGCUUUGGCUGAAAAACCGGCGCCCUGUUUCUAACGCGAUCGGUGUUGACUUGUCCAAGAAUUGGAAUUCUCAUUGGGGAAUAAUUGGUGGAAGUUUUACGCCUUCAGCUGGGAACUACGUCGGACUAGGGCCGUUUUCUGAGCCAGAAACUAGAAGAGCUUCAAAUUAUAUAGAAAGCAUAGGCUCAAAUUUAGUUGGUCUUCUGUCUUUUGGUGGUUUUGGACAACGUCUUUUGAUACCUUAUGCUCACACCACCCAACAUUUACAAAACUACAACGAAAUGUUGACUAUUGGAAGAAGAGCGAUGGGAUCUCUUGCAGUUCGCUAUAACACACAGUAUCGAGUGGGCACCUCAAUGGAAGUACAUGAUGGUGCCACUGGAUCCAUAGCUGACUGGGCCAAAUUCCGUUUCAAUCCCCCCAUCGCAGCCACCUACCUACUGAGGGACGAGGGUGUUUGGGGCUACACGCUGCCCGUCAACCAGGUCCUGCCAACUUGCGAGGAGACCUUCGACUCUGUGAUGGCCAUCAUAAGAGAGGCUAAGUUUAUCAAUGUUUUAUAAUAAAGUGAA
Molecule: messenger RNA, 1265 nt
Organism: Aricia agestis (brown argus)
Lineage: Eukaryota; Metazoa; Arthropoda; Insecta; Lepidoptera; Lycaenidae
Product: zinc carboxypeptidase-like
Exons: 7
Coding region: 18-1256 (412 amino acids)
Biological process (GO): proteolysis
Molecular function (GO): zinc ion binding; metallocarboxypeptidase activity
Source: RefSeq, a predicted model, not a curated record